Messenger RNA from Juglans regia (Persian walnut), 1053 nucleotides. RefSeq lists its product as uncharacterized. The transcript has 4 exons. NCBI's taxonomy places the organism in Eukaryota, Viridiplantae, Streptophyta, Magnoliopsida, Fagales, Juglandaceae. Bases 1 to 1053 code for a protein of 350 amino acids. The record is from RefSeq and is a predicted model, not a curated record. Gene Ontology annotation, biological process: male meiosis II.
AUGGGUUGCUUUCUUGUUUGCUUUGGUUCUACAAAAGAUGGGAGGAAACAACGAAAACAGAGCCAGAACAAGUUUCAUCCCGAUGAUGAUGUAAGAACUGUAGAUUACAAACCUGUGCAAUCUGCUAUCUCUUUGAUACAGGGCACCUCCGAAAAUCCCAACACCAAACAGAUUUCACAAGUUCGGGAUGAGUCUGAAAAGGAGUUGAGCUUUAGGGCCAUAAAGAAAGUAACAUUUGACUCCAAUGUCAAGACCCAUGAACAUGUUACCUGCGGAGAAGCUCUGGACCUUUUAUUGAAAAGUGAAAUCGGUGGGAAGGGGGAGGAAAAUAUAGAAAAACCAAGCCAAUCUAAGUCCUCUUCAGAAGAUAGUUUGAUCACAUCAAGCUCGGGAUCUUAUCCUCCAAAUUAUCGAUACCAGAAUUGCAGGGACAGCGAUGACGAGUAUGAAGAACUAGACUGUGCGGAUACUGAUCUUGACGACGAAGACGAUGAUGGUGGACUAGAGGAUGAUGGUCUAUAUGCAGAUGAUGAUGAAGGAAUUGUAAGAUCGAGGAGAACAAUUUCUGUGGCUCAUGUGUUUACUGAGGAGGCUGAUAGCACUAAGCCAAUAUGUGCUUUGCCUGAUGGGGAAAUGAAGCCAAUUGGGUCUAACCAGUAUGCUCGAGAUAGGAGUGCUUAUGUUCAUCCUGUUCUGAACCCAGUAGAAAAUCUUACUCAGUGGAAAGCUGUUAAAGCUAAAGGGGAGCCACAACUGAAGCCUCAGAAAGAGAAUUUUGUCUCAGAUAGAGAAACCCAGGUUUUGUCAGGUUCAGAGCAAAGUUUUAAUGGAUUAUCAUUCAGUUUUAAUUCGGAAACUGAUCAAUCUAAGAAGUCAAACAAGGAAAUAGCAGUUGAUGCUAGCCUUUCCAACUGGUUGGUUCCAUCUGAGAGUCCUGUCAAUAAGACUAGCAGAAACAAUCUUAGUAUUAUUUCGCCUGAGAAAAGCAUGUCACAAGGAUCAAACUCAUCGAGCUUCUUCUACACCAAGGAAGUCUCCGAGUCGAAGCCCUGA